Messenger RNA from Tarenaya hassleriana, 5693 nucleotides. Its product is annotated as proteasome activator subunit 4. The record is from RefSeq and is a predicted model, not a curated record. Gene Ontology annotation, biological process: proteasomal ubiquitin-independent protein catabolic process. Gene Ontology annotation, cellular component: nucleus; cytosol. The transcript has 36 exons. NCBI's taxonomy places the organism in Eukaryota, Viridiplantae, Streptophyta, Magnoliopsida, Brassicales, Cleomaceae. Bases 1 to 5427 code for a protein of 1808 amino acids. Gene Ontology annotation, molecular function: peptidase activator activity; proteasome binding.
AUGCAUCUGUAUAACGGGUGGUUGCCGCCGCCUGUGGCGGUGGAGACGAAGAAGGAGAAGGAAUCGUUCGCUCGGGUCGUGAGAUGCGUCAAGGAAUUGUACCGAGCCGAUGAUUCCGAGUCCGUUUACGCUACUCUCAAAUGGAUCUCCGUCAUCGAUCUCUUUGUCAGAGCCAAAAGUGAAUUAUCUGUGGACGAUGUUAGUGAACUUGUGGAAAUUGGGUUCCAACUGUUUCAUUCAUCGCAGAACAAGCUGUAUGCGCAGGUUAGAUGGGGUAAUGCCCUAGUCAGAUUGCUGAACAAGUAUCGUAAGAAGCUGACUUUGAAAGUUCAGUGGAGGCCCUUGUAUGAUACUUUGAUCCAUACACACUUUAGCAGAAGCACUGGCCCUGAGGGAUGGAGGCUGAGACAACGACACUUCGAGACUGUUACUUCUCUUGUUCGAUCCUGUAGGAGGUUUUUCCCGCAAGGUGCUGCAUCUGAAAUAUGGUCCGAGUUUAGGUCUCUUCUGGAAAAUCCAUGGCACAAUUCAUCGUUCGAGGGGUCUGGCUUUGUGAGAUUGUUCCUUCCUACCAACCCUGAGAACCAGGAUUUCUUCUCUGAGGAAUGGAUCAGCAACUGUCUAGAACUCUGGGAUACAAUACCGAAUUGUCAAUUCUGGAAUAGCCAAUGGACGGCUGUGUUAGCCCGUGUGAUAAAAACCUACCACUUUGUUAAUUGGGAGCGUUUCUUGCCUACGCUUUUCAGUAGGUUCUUGAAUAUGUUUGAGGUUCCUGUUGCAAGUGGAAAUGGAUCGUAUCCUUUCUCAGUUGAUGUUCCCAGAAAUACACGAUUCUUAUUCUCUAACAGGACUGCAAACCCAGCAAAAUCAAUUGCGAAAUCUAUUGUAUACCUUCUGAAACCAGGAAGUUCGGCACAAGAGCAGUUUAAGAAAUUGGUCAACCUUCUAGAGCAAUAUUAUCAUCCUUCUAACGGCGGCCGGUGGACUUAUUCGUUGGAACGAUUUUUACUUCACUUGGCGAUUGCAUUCCAACAACGUCUACAGCGUGAGCAGCAGGAACCAGAUAGUCUAGCAGUGGUCUGUUUAGGACAGCCAGAAAGGAUUGUUUUUGUCAAUGAGGUGCUGAAGCUGAUUGAUCGCGGUCAAUAUAGCAAGAGUGAACAUCUUUCUGAGACGGUUGCUGCAGCAACAUCCAUUUUGUCUUAUGUGGAACCCUCUUUGGUCCUUCCUUUUGUGGCUUCUCGGUUUCAUUUGGCAUUGGAAACGACGACUGCCACCCACCAGUUGAAAACUGCUAUGAUGUCCGUAGCAUUUGCUGGCCGGUCAAUUCUUCAGUCUUUCAUGUCAACAGUUAAACCACAAGAUCUUAGUGGUGAUACAGAUAAGAAAAUGUUCCUCGAUCUUAUCGGGAUUUCUCUAUCAAAUGCGCUGCUUGGCAUGGAUGCCAAUGAUCCCCCGAAAACUUUGGCAACAAUGCAACUAAUUGGUUCCAUAUUUUCCAAUAUGGCUGUCUUGGAUGAUAGUUCUGAGGACUUGUCAUUCAUGUCCAUGGUUUGCUUUUCUGAAUGGCUUGAUGAGUUCUUGUACCGUUUGUUUGCUUUGCUACAACAUUUGGAACCCAACAGUGUCGUAAAUGAAGGGCUAAGUUCAUCCGCGACUUCAGGGACAUUUUUGGUCGAGGAAGGUCCUUACUACUAUUGCAUGCUUGAAAUCCUGCUGGGACGGCUGUCAGGGCCGUUAUAUAGCCAGGCUUUGAGAAAGAUAUCAAAGUUUGUGCGGACGAAUAUCCUUCCGGGUGCAAUCGCUGAGGUUGGACUGCUUUGUUGUGCUUGUGUUCAUUCAAAUCCUGAAGAAGCAGUUGCUCAAAUUGUCGAACCUCUACUCCUUUCUGUUAUAUCUUCUCUGAAAGAAAUCCCUGUCACGGGAUAUGGAGGAAAAGGAAGUCCAGGCACUUUUGUUUCAACCAAGGAUAAAGAGACACUUUCUCCAGCGCUUGAGACAACGAUUGAUUAUCAACUGAAAGUGUUGUCAGUUGCCAUCACUUAUGGAGGUCGCUCACUUCUUGUUUACAAAGAUCAUUUCGUAGAAGCUAUCUUUUCGGCCUUUGAUUCCUCAUCGUGGAAGGUUAAUGGAGCUGGGGAGCAUUUGCUUCGGUCACUCCUAGGAAGUCUUAUUCUCUACUAUCCUAUCGAUCAAUUCAGAUGUCUUUCGAGUCACCCUGCUGCUCCUGCUUUGGAGGAAUGGAUCAGCACAAAAGAUUAUUCUGAGGACAAGCAGUUUUUGCACCCAAAGUGGCAUGUUCCUUCUGAAGAGGAAGUUUCUUUUGCCAAUGAGCUCUUACACCUUCAUUUUCAGUCGGCCUUAGAUGAUCUUUUGAGAAUUUGCCAAACCAAAAUGCACUCUGAUACAGGGGAGGAGAAAGCACACUUGAAAGUGACUCUUUUGCGUAUAGAUUCUUCACUGCAAGGUGUUUUGUCUUGCUUGGCUGAUUUCAGGCCAUCGGCUAAACAUGGAAUGGCUGAAGAUUCAUCGUUCUUUAUAGCCGGGGCAUCAGGUUCAACUGUUGGCAGUACUGAACUACGAGAAAAAGCUGCAGAGAUUAUUCAUGUAGCCUGCAAGUACUUGUUAGAAAAGAAGUCAGAUGACAGCAUCCUACUGAUAUUAGUAAUCCGAAUCAUGGAUGCCUUGGGGAACUAUGGAAGUCUGGAGUAUGAUGAAUGGUCAAAUCACAGGCAGGCCUGGAAACUGGAAUCUGCUGCAAUUGUAGAACCUCCAGUAAAUUAUAUUACUGGAUUUCAUUCUAAGGGAAAGCGGAGGCCUAGAUGGGCACUUGUGGACAAGACAUACAUGCACAGUACAUGGAGAUCAUCUCAGUCUUCAUAUCAUCUGUUUCGUAUGAGUGGGAAUGUCUCUCCUUCAGACCACUUGACUCUUUUGAUCGAUGAUCUUUUGAGCCUCUCUCUGCAGAACUAUGAGACAGUUCGAGUUCUUGCUGGAAAAUCUUUGCUGAAAUUACUCAAGCGAUGGCCGUUGCUGCUUCCUAAGUGCGUGCUCUCCCUUAGUGAGAACUUCCGAAAACCGGAUGCACCAGAGAAUGCAGUCCUUGGUUCCUGUAGCUUACUCUCUUCACACAUAGUUCUCAAGCAUUUGAUGACGGAUCCAAAAUCAUUUUCCACAUUUAUACUUGGGAUUCUCUCAAGCUCUCAUCACGAGUCAAUGAAAGCCCAAAAAGCAAUCACUGAACUUUUUGUCAAGUAUAAUAUUCACUUUGCUGGACUGUCCAGAAGCAUUCUUCAGUCAUUGGACAACCUUGCAGAUGGUCCUAAUUCCGGAGAUCUGGUUUCUCAAAUUUGUUCCAUGAGUUUUGAUUCGUCCAGCUUGCAUUGGCGGUACAAUUUAAUGGCUAACAGAGUACUCCUUCUGUUAGCUAUGUCGUGUAGGAAUGAUCCAGAUUUCUCCUUCAGAAUCCUUGAUGAAACUGCUGGCCACUUCUUGAAGAACUUGAAAAGUCAACUUCCUCAAUCAAGAAUACUUGCAAUUUCUGCACUAAAUACACUAUUGAAAGAAUCACCUCAUAAGAUGCAAGACAAGGAUCAGCCUUCCAUGUCUUUGCAUGGAAACGUCAACUCAUCCCUUGAUUCUGCAUUGAGCCAAAUUUUUCUGGAAGAAGGGUUCUUCAAGGAGACUUUUGAUAGCCUCUCUCAUAUUCAUAUUACCGACAGCGAGAGUGGAUCCUCCAGAAACCAUGGAAGUUCGUCCUUGCAAAGCAUGGCAGACAAGUCAAUUACUCGUUUCUAUUUCGAGUUUUCAGCAUCAUGGCCAAGAACUCCUAGUUGGAUAUCUUUAUUAGGACAUGACAUAUUCUACCCUAGUUUUGCCCGUAUCUUCAAGCGGUUAGCACAAGAGUGUGGGGUGCCAGUUUUGUUGGCGUUAAAAGGCCCUUUGGAGGAGUUUGCUAAUGCCAAGGAGAGGCCUAAACAGUGUGUUGCUGCUGAAGCCUUAGCCGGUUUAUUGCAUUCUGAUGUUAAUGGCCUUGAUAGUGAAUGGGAUGACUGGAUGAUGGGUAAGUUGCAGAAUGUAAUUCUUGGCCAGUCCGUGGAAUCCAUGCCGGAGUGGGCUGCUUGUAUACGUUAUGCUGUCACGGGGAAAGGGAAACACGGAACUAAAAUUCCCUUCAUGCGGCAACUGAUUCUGGAUUGUCUAGUGGCACCGUUACCACCAGCUGCAACCACCACUGUCAUUGCAAAGCGGUAUGCUUUUCUUUCGGCUGCAUUUAUAGAAUUAUCCCCUCAGAAGAUGCCGGUGUCAGAAGUGAAGCUCCAUAUCUUGCUUCUUGAUGAGUUGAUCGAUAACAUGGCCCAUUCCUCUGCCCAAAUAAGGGAAGCUAUAGGUGUCACUCUUUCGGUAUUGUGCUCUAACAUUCGGCUGCGGAGGUCAUAUCUGCAAGGUUAUUCAACCGAAAUGGAAAAAACGGACGUCAAUAGCCAGCUACAGGAGGAAAACUGGUUUAAGUUGCUGACAGAAAGAGCAUCUGAAGCUCUUACGAACGUUCAGAAAUCUAGCGUAUUGGACAGCAUGGAGAUUUCAGCGUCUGUAGAUAUGGAGAAUUCUCACCUGAAUGGUGAUUCUCGGGAUGAUGUUAAAUGGAUGGAGACGCUCUUUCACUUUAUCAUAUCGUCUUUGAAGUCGGGAAGGUCUUCAUAUCUGCUCGAUGUUAUCGCAGGACUCCUCUCACCCGUCAUAUCCUUACAGGAAACUUCGAAUAAAGAUCUGUCUACUUUGGCUAAGGCGGCCUUUGAGUUGCUGAAAUGGAGGGUCUUUUCAGAAUCUCAUCUCCAGAAAGUUGUUACGGUCAUUCUUUCUUCUGCUGAAGAUUCUAAUUGGCGGAUAAGGUCUUCGACCUUGACAUAUCUCAGAUCUUUUAUGUACAGGCAUACUUUCAUCCUCUCGCAUGAAGAUAAACAAAAGAUCUGGAAAACCGUGGAAAAGCUCCUCGUUGACAGCCAAGUGGAGGUAAGAGAGCAUGCUGCAGCAGUUUUAGCUGGCCUUAUGAAGGGAGGAGAUGAAGAUUUUGCUAAAGAUUUCCGUGACAGAGCUUACGCAGAGGCAAACUCCAUCCUAAAGAAAAGAAACCGCAGGAGGUCGAGUUCGAGCCAGUCGGUCCCUGAAGUGCACGGGGCUGUGCUUGCUUUGGUAGCUUCUGUCUUGUCUGUUCCUUACGACAUGCCCGGGUGGUUGCCGGACCACGUGACAUUACUGGCACGUUUCGCCGGAGAACAGACGCCUAUAAAAUCGACGGUGACGAAAGCAGUGGCAGAAUUCAGGCGUACACAUGCAGAUACAUGGAACAUCCAGAAAGACUCCUUUACUGAAGAACAGCUUGAGAUAUUGGCGGAUACAUCGUCUUCAUCCUCCUACUUUGCUUGAAAAAGACCGAAGACAGAAACUAUGAAGCAGUCGUCGUAAUCUCUGUUGUUUGUUUUUAGUGUUCUUAUUCAGUUGAUUUUAAGACGAAGGAGACUGUCCGUCUGCUUGGUUGUGUGCUUCUUAAAAAUGCUAAGUUACAUAUAUGUAUGCUUCAUUUGUACAAUCAUGGAUAUUUAUGUAGUAAGUCUAGUACCCAAGCCGUUUAUCCGAUUCUCUGGGAGAUCUAGUCGGGCAGGCUUGUGUACUGAAAGGUGUCUUCUUUUUUA